Pelobates cultripes (western spadefoot toad) is the source of this 17986-nucleotide messenger RNA. The record is from the annotation of a GenBank genome assembly. Lineage: Eukaryota; Metazoa; Chordata; Amphibia; Anura; Pelobatidae.
CCCCAGAGUAAGCUUGUCAUUUCCCAUGGCCGCUGCUGCCUCUUUGCUUAUCUAAAUCUCUUUAUCAUCCGUCACAGGCUGUCCGUUUCCGCAGCGAGUUCACGUCACUGGAGGAGAAGCCGCAGUUCCCAGGAGCCUCUGCAGAGUUUGUGGAGUCAUUGGAGUUCAUCCAGCCCAAUGUAAUUUCUGGGAUCCCCAUCUAUCGGGUGAUGGACCGACAGGGCCAAAUCCUCAACCCGCAGGAAGACCCACAUGUAAGGUCUAAGCUUGUGUGUCUGAGAUGCAAUGGCUGGUUCGCAUGGGGAGGGAAUUCGAAUGAUCAAAUUAAUCUCUAAAUUCAAUAUCUUGUAUGUUCUAUAGGGACAUUAAAGGACCACUACACUCAACGUCUGUCCUUUUACCCUGCAAUGUAAAACAUUGACUUUUAGUAAAUACAGAUAUGUGUCAUUACAUUGCAGGGUUAAAGGAUCAUUAUAGUGUCAGGAAAACAAACUUGUUUUCCUGACACUAUAUAACCAUUAGGUCCACCCCACCCUCAGGGCCCCCCCCCCAGCUACUUACUUUAAUCCAGCGCCAGGCUCACUCGGAACGAAAUGUGCAUGCGUGUCCAGAGCCGCACUCGCAUUUAAAACGCCCAUAGGAAAGCAUUUGCAAUGCUUUCCUAUGGACUUUCUGCACGCUGAAUGCGAAUGCAUCCAGCAUUGCAGAAGCGCCUGUAGCAGCUGUCAGGAAGACAGCCACUAGAGGCUGGAUUAACCCUGCAAUGCAAACAUAGCAGUUUCUCUGAAACUGCUAUGUUUACAUCUGAAGGGUUAAAACCUGGGGGACCUGGCACCCAGACCACUUCAUUGAGCUGAUGUGAUCUGGGUGACUAUAGUGGUCCUUUAACACAACUCUAGUGCAAAACAGUCAGACUUCAUUCUCAAUCAGAGGCCACUCCUAGAGAAGAAUUUAAUUGGCGCAUGCUCAGUAGCCUCUUAAUGCAUCCCUGUAAGAAAGCUUUGGAUUUGGUGAGAUCAUCAAGAUUGAUCUAAGCCAAAGAGACAGGGUGGCCAUGAAAAAAAAACUACCUCUAUCAAGGAAUCCAAGGUGACUAGGCACAUAAACAUGUACAGGACACUCAAUGUUUGUAUCCCUAGUAGUGUUCCUAUAACAUUAAUGGUGAUGGUAAAUACUAGGGAGCCUGGGAGAUUUUAAAGAUACACACCCCAUCUGAAUAUUAUCGUGCCUUUUAUAUCACUAGAUAUGUCCGUGUCCGGUUAUCCUAACCAUAGUAUUCAAUCAUCUUCCUGUGGGGCAUGAAACGAAAGAUCUAAGAGCCAAUAGAAAAAAAAAAAACUUUACCUAGUUACAGAGUAUAAAACAUCAAUCAAAAUAGUCCAGGUAUAAAAUAAUUCCCUAAAUAGAUUAAUAGACUUUAUAAGACCGUACAAAUGUUGCUGACACUCCGUGAAACACGUAAGGCUAAUUUCAGGAAAGAAUCCUCUGUUGCCAUCAGUGGAAGGUAAGUAGACUGUACUAGACCAGUUGAAUGCCGAAUCCAACUGGUAGCCUCCUCUCUCUGGUACUGGGCUGAUCUGCAUGAGACUGACUGAUUUAUUAACUCUGAAAGAAUAGUUCAUUUUUUGGAAGAGCCGUCUCCUGAUUGGCAAGUUUUAAUCUAGUGAGUGUUUAAAGUAAUUGGGAACAGACCGCACUAUGAAAUGUAUUUUUCAAACUAAGUGGAGCAUUGGAAGCAUCAUUUUAUUUAUUUCUGGGACUUUGAUGAGUUCUUUACAGACCGUAUUGUGUGUUUAUAUAUAGACGCAUCCUGCAACAGUUUGUUUCAUCUGUACUGUCAUAUGCUAUCUGUUUAUUGGUUGCAUAAGUUUCUGUUUAUACAAGCAUUAAAGCGGCACUGUGAUACCUUUCCCCAAUUGAUUCCUCCUCUCUCCCUCUCUCAGGAUCUGUUCUUCAUUUCUUCCUGUCUGCUCUAGUUUUCUUUAAAACAUAAGACAAAGUAGGGGACUAUUCCUCUUAUGGUGGUUUCCUACGCCUGACCAUCUCUGACCAGCGGAGGAGCAAAGUGUGGUUCAUUUCUGAUGGUCAGAGAAAUUUUCCCACAAUUCUCACCUUUCUUCCGUGUUCCCGCGAUGCCUCCUUUAAUUUUUCCCAAACAUCCUGUCAUUUAGAUAGAACGCUGGCAAAAUUACCGAAUUGCGUCCUUACAGAAUGAGAACAGUUUCUCCAUUCGUGUUCGGACGCAUUUCGAGACUUUGUGCGGAUCGGAAUUUCAUUUGAAUGAAUGAAACUCUGAUCAUAUUCGUGUCGCUGCUGCAUCUUGCAUCCGCUUAGUAGAUAACUCCCUAAUUCCCACAGUAUUAGUUAUCUACCAAAAGGCUGAAAGACCUAAAUUGGUCUUUCCGUCAAAUUUACUAAUACUAAGUAAAGAUUACUUAGUAUUAGUAAAUUAUGCCCCUACUUGCUAUACCGCCUGUAGGGGUAUGUCUAGUAAACAGUGAGCAGCCUGUGGCAAAAAAAUACCCCUAGUAUCUCUCCUCCCAAGCCCCCACCUGUGCAGCGUGAGUGGGAGCUAUUAAACUGAAGGGGGGACCUAUUGUCCACUCUACCUCUAAGGCUCACUGCUUAGGUGUUGUCUUUGACUCUGACCUCCUCUUCACCCCUCAUGUCCAAUCAAACGCCAAAUCCUGCCGCUUCCAUCCCAAAAACAGUGUGCUCAUCCGACCUUAUUUAACACAUGAUACGGCAAAGGUGCUUGUCCUUGCUGCUGUCCUUUCUCGCCUUGACUACUGUAAUACGCUUUUCAGUGGUCUUACGUGUUCCCAACUUGCCCCGAUACAGUCUAUAAUGAUUGCGGCAACGAAGCUCAUCUUCCUGUCCGCCUGCACCUCCCACGCCUCACCCUUCUGUCAGUCCCUACAUUGGCUUCCCAUAAGAUAUAGGGCUCAAUUUAAGAUCCUGACACUUGCUUACAAAUCUCUACACUAUGCUGCUUCCACCUACUUAUCCUCACUAAUACACAAAUAUGUCCCAUCUAGGCCACUACGCUCUGCCGGAGACCUACGUCUAACCUCUGUUCGUACUCCUACCUCUGAUGCUCACCUUAAAGACUUCUCUAGGGCUGCACCGUUCCUAUGGAACGCCCUUCCCCUCUCUGUUAGACUUUCACCCAAUCUCCACUCCUUCAAAAAAAUCUUUGAAAACUUACAUCUUUAGGAAAGCAUAUCAAUUAAACUGUGAACAGCUUUGCCUCCCCGCACCCCGAUUCCUCUCCUGAAACUUUCAUUUAAAGUACUAUCCUAGCAACUUACUUUUCUACCCCUACCCUUACCUUUUGUGUCACUAUACUUCACUCCCUCUGGCAUUUAAGCUCAUUGAGCAUGGCCAUCAACCCCUCUGUUACUGUGUCACUAUACCCCACUCCCUCUAACAUGUAAGCUCAUUGAGCAGGGCCUUCAAUCCCUCUGUUAGUGUGUCACUAUACACCACUCCCUCUAACAUGUAAACUCACUGAGCAGGGCCCUCAAUCCCUCUGUUACUGUGUCACUAUACCCCACUCCCUCUAACAUGUAAACUCACUGAGCAGGCCCUCAAUCCCUCUGUUACUGUGUCACUAUACCCCACUCCCUCUAACAUGUAAACUCACUGAGCAGGCCCUCAAUCCCUCUGUUACUGUGUCACUAUACCCCACUCCCUCUAACAUGUAAACUCACUGAGCAGGGCCCUCAAUCCCUCUGUUACUGUGUCACUAUACCCCACUCCCUCUAGCAUUCAAACUCACUGAGCAGGGCCCUCAAUCCCUCUGUUACUGUGUCACUAUACCCCACUCCCUCUAACAUGUAAACUCACUGAGCAGGCCCUCAAUCCCUCUGUUACUGUGCCACUAUACCCCACUCCCUCUAACAUGUAAACUCACUGAGCAGGCCCUCAAUCCCUCUGUUACUGUGUCACUAUACCCCACUCCCUCUAACAUGUAAACUCACUGAGCAGGGCCCUCUGUUCCUGUGUGUCCAACUUGUCUGGUUACAAAUACGUGUCUGUUGGUCCACCCAUUGUACAGCGUUACGGAACUGUUGGCGCUUUAAGAAUAAGAAUAAUAAUAAUAAAAAACAAGAGAAUGCCCAUAAAGUAUAAUGGGAAGCAACACUUAAACUCAUUUGCAGGCAAAUCAGGGUUAUGUAGCAAAUUAAUCUUUACCACAUGUGUUCCCCAAGUACAGCAGCAGAUUGCAAAAUAGAAUUACCUGGGGUUAUUUUCUAAGGAAUGACAGGUGAAUGAUAUAACGGGAAGCAAUAUGUUACUUUGAAUCUGUACUGUGACACAUAUCAAAUAAAUCUUUUGUUGGCAUACUCUCCAGGUUCAGUGGCAAUUGUUUAAAUUUAGAUUAAAGGACCACUAUAGUCACCCAGACCACUUCAGCUCAAUGAAGUGGUCUGGGUGUCAGGUUCCCCAGGUUUUAACCCUUCUGAUGUAAACAUAGCAGUUUCAGAGAAACUGCUAUGUUUACAUUUCGGGUUAAUCCAGCCGCUAGAGGUGCUUCCCCAACCGAAAAUCGCAUUGAGCACGCAGAACGUCCAUAGGAAAUCAUUAAGAAAUGCUUUCCUAUGGGCGUUCUUAAAUGUGCGUGCGGCUCUGGCCGUGCAUGCGCAUUCGGCUCCACUCGGGAACUGACGUCGGAGGGGGAGGAGAGGUCACCAGCCCCGGCGCUGGAAUAAGCCAAGUGGCAAAGGGGUUUUAACUCCUUCAGCCCUGGGGGAAGGGGGGACCUAAGGAUUAUAUAGUGUCAGGAAUAGGUCUGACGGGACUUCCAUAAAGACCGGGUGUUCGUGCGAGUGCCAUGCCAAAAACAGUUCCAGGUACUCGACGACCCGGUCCCGCUGGCCUCGUUUGGGAGUUUAAGAUGGCCGCCAUCCUUUGUUCUCGCCAUAUGUUCGUAUACCGAAUGGCGACCACCUAGGAGCACUCAAUUACCUUGUGGUUUUGUGUUGCAACAUGGUGUUCUACGUUCUAAUUGCUACCCAGGGUGGUCUCUGUUCGGUAGAACGAAUAAUCUACCGAACACACACAGAAAAACGAAUGCUGCCAAGUCAUUUAGGUAGCAGGGAGAGGAAAUAGUCGAAUGAAGACAGAGAAUACAGGGAACUUUUUCACUGUAGAGUAAGUGGGAAGUAAGGGGUGUAGUAGGGUAUGGGGGACUAAAGGACUAUAGAAAAGUGUAGGGUCUGUAGUAGUGUGUAGGAGCUGCAAUUGGGGGAGGGGCAUAGGACCUUAGGUGCUGAACUUGGGGGUUAGGGGCUGUAGUCAGGUGUAGGGGUUGCAAUUGGGGGUUAUGGGCUGUAGUGGGGGUUUAGGGGCUGUUAUGGUGGGUUAGUGACUCAGUUUAGGAGGUAAACAAAAAAAAAAACACUAGUUUGUUGCCUCUCCCUGAGACUUACCUUGGGACAGGGAGGGGGAAUCCCAGGUGCCUUGUGUGAUCAGGGCAUCCUAUGUAAGAGGCAGAGCCGAGUGUGAGGGAGCUGGGCCUAUUGCGAGGGCCUGGGCUUAGCGCCGCGAUGCGCCCAGGGGCGUUUUAGCCUUGGGCGGCAUUUUCCAGGGGUGGGCGACAAAAAAAGCCGCCCCCCCCCCAAAUGCCCAGGACAAAUGCCUUGUUAGCCUUGUGGCUAACAGACAUGCUGGGCGGGCGGCUGGCGAGGGAGCACUUCCUCUGAGCUGUCUGCUCAGCUCCCUCGCGCACCGCAGAGUGAGGCUGGGAGCCGGGUUGAUGAUGUCAUAUUCCGGCUCCCAGCCUCACUCCCAAAGGUAAAAGGGGGUGGGGUUAAAAAAAAAAAUGUGUUAAUGUGAGUGAGUGUGUCUGUCUGUUAGUGUGUGUCUGUCUGUUAGUGUGUGUCUGUCUGUUAGUGUGUGUCUGUCUGUGUGUGUCUGACUGUUAAAGUGUGUGUGUCUGUUAAAGUGUGUGUGUCUGUUAAAGUGUGUGUGUCUGUUAAAGUGUGUGUGUCUGUUAGUGAGUGUGUGUUUCAGUGAUUGUGUGUGUCUGUGAGUGAGUGUGUUUGUUUGUGUGUGUCAGUGAGUGUGUGUUUCUGUUAGCUAGUUUAUGCGUAUCUGUCAGUGAAUGUGUGUAUUUAGAAGGCGGGGCGGGGGGAAGGGAUGUUCAGGAUCGGCCCUGCAGAGGGGAUAUAGAAAGUGCAGCAAGACAAAACUGGUAAAUGUGAAAAAAUAUCACAUUCACUUAUUUUUUUUCUUAAUCUAGCAUGGGACAAGUGUCUCAUUUAACCCCUUAAGGACCAAACUUCUGGAAUAAAAGGGAAAAGGGAAGGCCCCCCCUUCCUCAUUUCUUAUACAAUGGAGCUCUCCUGAUGUUGGUUUCCCCUUGUGGGACUCUACACAUCACCUACUCCUAUUACCAUCAUUUUUAAAUACAUUUCUUUCUGUUCAUUUUUGUUUUUUAACUUUCAAAAGUUGAUUUUUUUUUUUAUUUUUUUUUUGCCAUCUUCUGGGAGGGUCACAUCAUUAAAAGAGAAAACAUUUUGUAUAUCUGACUCUGCAUCCGUCACCAUCAUAAGGACUUAGUAGGCUCUACGGUGUCUUACAGGUAAAAAUCUGAUAAAACCAACAUUGUCUGUUUAAACCCUGCAGAUCCCUAAAGAGAAGGUUCUUAAGUUUUACCACACAAUGACUCUACUGAAUACCAUGGACAGGAUCCUGUACGAGUCUCAGAGACAGGUAAAAAUACCCAAUCUGUGUCACCCUGCAGUGGGAAGGGCAGACUCCGUGUCCCAUAGCUCCUUCUGUCUGUGUCACCCUGCAGUGGGAGGGACAGACUCCGUGUCCCAUAGCUCCUUCUGUCUGUGUCACCCUGCAGUGGGAGGGACAGACUCCGUGUCCCAUAGCUCCUUCUGUCUGUGUCACCCUGCAGUGGGAGGGACAGACUCCGUGUCCCAUAGCUCCUUCUGUGUCUCCCUGCAGUGGGAUGGACAGAUUUCCGUGUCCCAUAGUUCCUUCUGUAUGUGUCACCCUGCAGUGGGAGGGACACACUCCGUGUCCCAUAGCUCCUUCAGUCUGUGUCACCCUGCAGUGGGAGGGAUAGACUGUGUCCCAUAGCUCCUUCUGUUUAUGUCACCCUGCAGUGGGAGGGACAGACUCCGUGUCCCAUAGCUCCUUCUGUCUGUGUCACCCUGCAGCGGGAGGGAGAGACUGUGCCCCAUAGCUCCCUUCUGUCUGUGUCACCCUGCAGUGGGAGGGACAGACUCCGUGUCCCAUAGCUCCUUCUGUCUGUGUCACCCUGCAGUGGGAGGGACAGACUCCGUGUCCCAUAGCUCCUUCUGUCUGUGUCACCCUGCAGUGGGAGGGUCAGACUCCGUAUCCCAUAGCUCCUUCUGUCUGUGUCACCCUGCAGUGGGAGGGUCAGACUCCGUAUCCCAUAGCUCCUUCUGUCUGUGUCACCCUGCAGUGGGAGAGACAGACUCCGUGUCCCAUAGCUCCCUUCUGUCUGUGUCACCCUGCAGUGGGAGGGACAGAAUCCGUGUCCCAUAUCUCCUUCCCAUAGCUCCUUCUGUCUGUGUCACCCUGCAGUGGGAGGGACAGACUCCGUGUCCCAUAGCUCCUUCUGUCUGUGUCACCCUGCAGUGGGAGGGACAGACUCCGUGUCCCAUAGCUCCUUCUGUCUGUGUCACCCUGCAGUGGGAGGGACAGACUGUGUCCCAUAGCUCCUUCUGUCUGUGUCACCCUGCAGUGGGAGGGACAGACUCCGUGUCCCAUAGCUCCUUCUGUCUGUGUCACCCUGCAGUGGGAGGGACAGACUCUGUGUCCCAUAGCUGUCCCACCUGCAGUGGGAGGGACAGACUCUCCAUAGCUCCCUGCCUCUGUGUCCCAUAUUCCCUGUCUGUGUCACCGCAGUGGGAGGGACAGACUCCGUGUCCCAUAGCUCCUUCUGUCUGUGUCACCCUGCAGUGGGAGGGACAGACUCCGUGUCCCAUAGCUCCUUCUGUCUGUGUCACCCUGCAGUGGGAGGGUCAGACUCCGUAUCCCAUAGCUCCUUCUGUCUGUGUCACCCUGCAGUGGGAGAGACAGAAUCCGUGUCCCAUAUCUCCUUCUGUCAGUGUCACCCUGCAGUGGGUGGGACAGACUCCGUUUCCCAUAGCUCCUUCUGUCUGUGUCACCCUGCAGUGGGAGGGACAGACUCAGUGUCCCAUAGCUCCUUCUGUCUGUGUCACCCUGCGGUGGGUGGGACAGACUCCGUGUCCCAUAGCUCCUUCUGUCUGUGUCACCCUGCGGUGGGUGGGACAGACUCCGUGUCCCAUAGCUCCUUCUGUCUGUGUCACCCUGCGGUGGGAGGGACAGACUCCGUGUCCCAUAGCUCCUUCUGUCUGUGUCACCCUGCGGUGGGAGGGACAGACUCCGUGUCCCAUAGCUCCUUCUGUCUGUGUCACCCUGCAGUGGGAGGGACAGACUCCGUGUCCCAUAGCUCCUUCUGUCUGUGUCACCCUGCAGUGGGUGGGACAGACUCCGUGUCCCAUAGCUCCUUCUGUCUGUGUCACCCUGCAGUGGGAGGGACAGACUCUGUGUCCCAUAGCUCCUUCUGUCUGUGUCACCCUGCAGUGGGAGGGACAGACUCUGUGUCCCAUAGCUCCUUCUGUCUGUGUCACCCUGCAGUGGGAGGGACAGACUCCGUGUCCCAUAGCUCCUUCUGUCUGUGUCACACUGCAACGGGAGGGACAGACUCUGUGUCCCAUAGCUCCUUCUGUCUGUGUCACACUGCAACGGGAGGGACAUACUCCGUGUCCCAUAGCUCCCUUCUGUCUGUGUCACCCUGCAGUGGGAGGGACAGACUCCGUGUCCCAUAGCUCCUUCUGUCUGUGUCACCCUGCAGUGGGAGGGAAGGACUCCGUGUCCCAUAGCUCCUUCUGUCUGUGUCACCCUGCAGUGGGAGGGACAGACUCCGUGUCCCAUAGCUCCUUCUGUCUGUGUCACCCUGCAGUGGGAGGGACAGACUGUGUGUCCCAUAGCUCCUUCUGUCCGUGACACCCUGCAGUGAGAGGGACAGACUCCGUGUCCCAUAGCUCCUUCUGUCUGUGUCACCCUGCAGUGGGAGGGACAGACUCCGUGUCCCAUAGCUCCUUCUGUCUGUGUCACCCUGCAGUGGGUGGGACAGACUCCGUGUCCCAUAGCUCCUUCUGUCUGUGUCACCCUGCAGUGGGUGGGACAGACUCCGUAUCCCAUAGCUCCUUCUGUCUGUGUCACCCUGCAGUGGGAGGGACAGACUCCGUAUCCCAUAGCUCCUUCUGUCUGUGUCACCCUGCAGUGGGAGGGACAGACUCCGUGUCCCAUAGCUCCUUCUGUCUGUGUCACCCUGCAGUGGGAAGUUUUUAUCCAAACUCUGUUUUUAGGGAAGAAUAUCUUUCUAUAUGACAAACUAUGGUGAGGAAGGGACCCAUGUGGGCAGCGCUGCUGCAAUGAAUGACACCGAUAUUGUUUUUGGACAAUACAGAGAAGCUGGUAAGUUGAUUGCGGCAAUUUUAUUUCUCUAUAUACUUACAUAUAGUUAGUGGAAUUGUAUAUAAAUAUUUUAUUUGUACUUUUAUCCAGAUGUGUUUAGAUGCACUUUGCAUAUUAAGCUUGUUAUACUUUUAUAUGGAAAAUAAAUUUGCUAAAACUCAAUGUAAAACUGAACUUCUUAUAGUUCCUCCUCCUAAAACGAAUCCUCCCUGCAGGUAGAGGGUUCGCCCCUUAUCUUGUCCUUGCACGCUCGCUGCCUGGUGUUAUCACCUUUACACCUUAUGUCCAGUCUGUCACCAAAUCCUGGCACUUGUACCUGUUCUGCCAACUGUCAGGGCAGCUCAGUCUCUAUAGAGCCAACCGCUAACUCCCAACAUCGUCAGCCUGCAGAAUGGACACAAGGAAAGCUACCCUCCCGCACCCAAAAUGUAGGAACCUGAAAGGUGGCUAUAGAAGUGUAUAUUUUGACCUGGAUGUCUGUCAGUGUGUGUGUGUAUCCGUAUGUCUGUCAGUGUGUGUGUGUAUCCGUAUGUCUGUCAGUGUGUGUGUGUGUAUCCGUAUGUCUGUCAGUGUGUGUGUGUAUCCGUAUGUCUGUCAGUGUGUGUGUGUAUCCGUAUGUCUGUCAGUGUGUGUGUGUGUAUCUGUAUGUCUGUCAGUGUGUGUGUGUAUCUGUAUGUCUGUCAGUGUGUGUGUGUAUCUGUAUGUCUGUCAGUGUGUGUGUGUAUCUGGAUGUCUGUCAGUGUGUGUGUGUAUCUGUUUGUCUGUCAGUGUGUGUGUGUAUCUGUAUGUCUGUCAGUGUGUGUGUGUAUCUGUAUGUCUGUCAGUGUGUGUGUGUAUCUGGAUGUCUGCCGCGUGUGUGUGUAUCUGGAUGUCUGUCAGUGUGUGUGUGUGUGUGUGUAUCUGGAUGUCUGUCAGUGUGUGUGUGUGUGUGUGUGUGUGUGUGUGCGUAUCCGGAUGUCUGUCUGUGUGUGUGUGCGUGUAUCUGGAUGUGUCUUCUGCCUGUGUGUGUGUGUGUAUCUGGAUGUCUGCUCGCGUGUGUGUGUGUAUCUGGAUGUCUGUCAAAGUGUGUGUGUGUGUGUGUGUGUAUCUGGAUGUCUGUCAGUGUGUGUGUGUGUGUAUCUGGAUGUCUGUCAGUGUGUGUGUGUAUCUGGAUGUCUGUCAGUGUGUGUGUGUGUGUGUGUGUAUCUGGAUGUCUGUCAGUGUGUGUAUGUGUGUGUAUCUGGAUGUCUGUCAGUGUGUGUAUGUGUGUGUAUCUUGAUGUCUGUCAGUGUGUGUGUGUGUAUCUUGAUGUCUGUCAGUGUGUGUGUGUGUAUCUUGAUGUCUGUCAGUGUGUGUGUGUGUAUCUGGAUGUCUGUCAGUGUGUGUGUGUGUAUCUGGAUGUCUGUCAGUGUGUGUGUGUGUAUCUGGAUGUCUGUCAGUGUGUGUGUGUGUAUCUGGCUGUCUGUCAGUGUGUGUGUGUGUAUCUGGCUGUCUAUCCAGUGUGUGUGUGUGUAUCUGUGUGUGCGUGUAUCUGGCUGUCUGUCAGUGUGUGUGUGUAUCUGGAUGUCUGUCAGUGUGUGUGUGUAUCUGGAUGUCUGUCAGUGUGUGUGUGUAUCUGGAUGUCUGUCAGUGUGUGUGUAUCUGGAUGUCUGUCAGUGUGUGUGUAGCUGGAUGUUUGUCAGUGUGUAUGUGUGUGUGUAUCUGGAUGUCUGUCGGUGUGUGUGUGUGUGUGUACCUGGAUUUUUUUAUGCAAUUUUUUUUUUACCUUUGCUUGGAAAGUGAGGCACUAAAAAUGUAUCUGCGGCCCGAAGAAGUUUAGCCUAUUUAAUUUUGGCCCCUAUCUGAUGCCGAGUUGUGCAGGUCUGCUUUAACCUAUCUGUUCCCUCUAUAAUAUAAAUAGUGGCUUCAACUUCCAGUUUUACCGCACGCUCAUCUGAAGAUUUUAUCCCAUAUGCUGCUCAUCAUCUCCUCUAGAUUGCAAGCUCACUGGGACAAGGAUAUAAAUAGCUUCUUUCUUUCUGUUCAUUUCUUGCAGUAUUUUGUUUUGUUUGCUGUGAUAUCCCAUCAUUCGAAUAGGAAAGUGCUAUAUAAAGACCAAUAAUAAAAGAGAAUAUUUCCUGGAGUACAUUACCACUUCUGAGGAUUUUUUCCAAAAAUGAUUUAACUAGUUAUGCAAUGCAUCCCAUUUAUUAAUAUGUAUCCGGGGCACAAUACGUGCCGAAUAUUCUCACAGUAUUCUUAGUGGGAAUCCUCCAUAGCAGGAACCUUUCAGUGUCUGUGUAAGAGAUCACCGCGAAAUAGACUACUUUUUCUAAUGCAGCAAUAUUAAUAAACAGAAUCUGCCAUGCAAACAGAACAGAUAUGAUGGGAGAGUCACAAAAAGUAAAAUAAAAAAGUCACAUUUGGUAAUUCUCACCCAAAAAACUACUUACAUUUGGUUUUAUUAUUCACUGACUCUUUGAUAACAUGUUUUCAGAUAAAAAAAAAAAGUAUAAAUACCCAGAAUAGCCUUUCAGUGGAAGCAGUAACAGUGAUACAGAAAGGGUAGUAGAUACCUGGAAUAGCCUUCCAGUGGCAGCAGUAACCGUGAUAUAGAAAUGGUAGUAGAUACCUGGAAUAGCCUUCCAGUGGAAGCAGUAACAGUGAUAUAGAAAGGGUAGUAGAUACCUAGAAUAGCCUUCCAGUGGGAGCAGUAACAGUGAUAUAGAAAUGGUAGUAGAUACCUGGAAUAGCCUUCCAGUGGAAGCAGUAACAGUGAUAUAGAAAUGGUAGUAGAUACUUGGAAUAGCCUUCCAGUGGGAGCAGUAACAGUGAUUAUAGAAAUGGUAGUAGAUACCUGGAAUAGCCUUCCAGUGGAAGCAGUAACAGUGAUAUAGAAAUGGUAGUAGAUACCUGGAAUAGCCUUCCAGUGGGAGCAGUAACAGUGAUAUAGAAAGGGUAGUAGAUACCUGGAAUAGCCUUCCAGUGGGAGCAGUAACAGUGAUAUAGAAAGGGUAGUAGAUACCUGGAAUAGCCUUCCAGUGGGAGCGGUAACAGUGAUAUAGAAAGGGUAGUAGAUACAUGGAAUAGCCUUCCAGUGGGAGCAGUAACAGUGAUAUAGAAAGGGUAGUAGAUACCUGGAAUAGCCUUCCAGUGGGAGCAGUAACAGUGAUAUAGAAAGGGUAGUAGAUACCUGGAAUAGCCUUCCAGUGGGAGCAGUAACAGUGAUAUAGAAAUGGUAGUAGAUACCUGGAAUAGCCUUCCAGUGGGAGCAGUAACAGUGAUAUAGAAAGGGUAGUAGAUACCUGGAAUAGCCUUCCAGUGGGAGCAGUAACAGUGAUAUAGAAAGGGUAGUAGAUACCUGGAAUAGCCUUCCAGUGGGAGCAGUAACAGUGAUAUAGAAAGGGUAGUAGAUACCGGAAUAGCCUUCCAGUGGGAGCAGUAACAGUGAUAUAGAAAGGGUAGUAGAUACCUGGAAUAGCCUUCCAGUGGGAGCAGUAACAGUGAUAUAGAAAGGGUAGUAGAUACCUGGAAUAGCCUUCCAGUGGGAGCAGUAACAGUGAUAUAGAAAGGGUAGUAGAUACCAGGAAUAGCCUUCCAGUGGGAGCAGUAACAGUGAUACAGAAAGGGUAGUAGAUCCCUGGAAUAGCCUUCCAGUGGGAGCAGUAAAGGCUAACAGUGAUAACGAAAGGGUAGUAGAUACAUGGAAGCAGUAAAGGGUAGUAGAUACAUGGAAUGGCCUUUCAAUGGGAGCAGUAAAGAAUGUUAACCUAUAGUACAACUCGCCCUCUAACAUACAUUAAGUCUCUCAGAAACCCCCACUUAUCACCUCUAGUAGAAUAUUCCACAGAGCACACUGAAUGCCUGGCUGCUCAUUUAUCAUGUAAAAUGGAGCAGUUACCAUGGAAAUCAAUGCCAUACGCCUGCCGGCCUGUUAACACUGCAUCAUGUUCAGUGAGAUGGAUAAGAUUUAAAUGACGGGAAUCAGGUCUGUAGGGUCCAACAGCAAGUUCAGCCAAUAAAUUCUGGGUAAUUCAUUCACAUGAAUGCAGCUGAAAUGUAUUACAUUUAACAACAGCCAAACUGAAUAUGGAUUUACUCUGAACAGGAUUGUGACGUUAGCUCAGCAACGAAUCGCAGGCGUGUGGUGAGUAAAUAUUACGGAGCGAGUGGCUCCCAGCUACCUUCACAUGUCUUGGCCCAUCCCGUUCUAGGAAAUGGGGAUUAUUUAAUAAAUGUGCUGUGGAGUGGACUCCUUUCCCCUGUCCUUACAGCUUGCGGUAGCAGUGGGGUUCUGAGUACGUCUGCGGUUUACUUUCAAAAACUUCACCCACCGCAUUUACUAAUAAUCCCUGCUCCUACUGCGACGGAGAGCAGAAGCAUGGCUAGACCAUUUGAUUGUGCAAUCUUUUACCAUAUAGUCUAUUUACUAAAUAUUCCACAGGAAAAUGCCCACACUUGGCACUGAAAUUAUUUUUGUUUAGCAGACACCAAUUGUUUCCAAUCAGAUUUUGUAAUUUUGUGCAUAGUAAGUAACACCACAGAGAUCUAUUCACUGAGAAUUAGUUAAUCACAAUUUCCAAAAUUCAAUUUUCUGAAUUCUGACAGGUUGAUUUUGCUUGAUCGUAUUUAGAAAGGACAAUGUGCUGACAAGGCAUGGGCGAUGGCAAUUAUUUAAUUCUGCGUUCUGUGCUGUCUUACAGGAGUAUUGAUGUACCGUGGUUAUCCCUUGAACCUCUUCAUGUCUCAGUGUUAUGGCAAUGCAAACGAUCCAGGGAAAGGGCGGCAAAUGCCCGUACAUUAUGGUUGCAAAGAUCUGAAUUUUGUAACAAUCUCCUCGCCGCUGGCGACACAGAUUCCUCAAGGUGAGUUGUUUGACACACCAGAUUCCUGAAUUCAAGCACUGUACACCAGGGUAGACAACCGUUGGCACUCCAGAUGUUGUGGACUAAAUCACCCCUGAUGCUUUGCCAGCUCUAUGGCUGUAUGGCAUUAUGUGAGAUGUAGUCCACAACAUCUAAAAUCUAGAAUGCAUAAGGUAGCCUACCCCCAUUCUACACCCACAAAGCACAGGUUGGGAAAUCACCUCUGUGAUUCCUAUCUACCUUCCGUGCACUGCUCCAGGCUUUACUGGAUCUGUCCUCUCUCAGUGAAUGCUAUAUACACAGGGUUUAUGGUCUGUACGUAUAGUUAGUGCAAAUCAAAAGCAGCAGCAUUUUUGAGAUUGUCUUAUGUGCAGUUAUUUCAGCUACUGAAAGGAAAGCAGUUUUGGACUAUGAAAGGAAUAUAUGGUAACGCUGCGGACUUUCUGUAGUCAUUAUCCAAUUAAAACAGGGUAUUUUAGCUGUAAUUGAAUUAUAUCUCUCAAUUUGGCGUUGGCAUGUUCUGCGUCUGUCUAGCGAAUUGAGUAUUACCUUCUCUUCGCAGCUGUGGGUGCGGCUUACACACUGAAACGCGAGAAUGCUGACCGCGCUGUCAUCUGCUAUUUCGGAGAGGGAGCCGCUAGCGAGGGAGACGCCCACGCAGCUUUCAACUUCUCCGCCACCCUCGAAUGUCCCAUAAUCUUCUUCUGCAGAAACAACGGCUAUGCGAUAUCGACCCCGACAUCCGAACAGUACCGCGGCGAUGGUAUUGGUGAGUGUUACCAACUGAUUCCUUUUAGCUAGAAAAGGUUCAAAAUGCAGAGCUUUUAAAAUUCUCCAUGUAACUCACCUUUUAUUGUGGUUUAGCUGCACGUGGUCCUGGCUAUGGUAUCAUGUCUAUUCGAGUGGACGGUAAUGAUGUCUUUGCCGUGUACAAUGCCACAAAAGAGGCAAGACGUCGGGCAGUGGCAGAGAAUCAGCCUUUCUUGAUUGAAGCCAUGACUUACAGGUGAGCAGACACUGCUAAUGUGGGAUUAUCCUUGGCAUAAUAAAUUAAAGCAACGCUCCAUGCCCAAAUACAGAAACCUUCAAAAUCACUGUUUAAAAGAUAUACCCCUUCUCCCCACCCCCCCAAAGAAAACAUGCUUGCAUUUAAUUAUACUUUUUUUUAUUAGGGUAUAUCUACAAACAGCUUGUUAAAUCUACAGAUCUCUUGCCUGCAGCCGUUGCAAACCCUCCCCUUCCAUCCCCGCUUAGACUUUCUGUGACUGUCCAAUCACUUCCAAACUUCCCAAUGCAGGUCAAUGAGAAAUCGUUGCAAGGCAGGUGCUCUGAGCAAUUGCUGCCUCUUGAGUUUAUCUCCACUGAAGUAAACAAACCAGGAAGUAAAGGGAUUGGUUGUGAUUGACAGCCUUGGGGGGGGGUUGUAACCAGGUUGAUUUAUAUAUUGAAAUCUGUACUUUUUGCAAAAAAAAAAAACCCCCCAAAACACGCAAAGUAUAGUGAUUUAGGGGUCUGUUGUGUCCCUUAAUCAAUUCAGAAAGUGAUCAUAAAUGUCAUAAUACAGUUUAAACGUUUAUUGUAUUAUUCCAAUUUAUUGUUUACAUCCCAUCACUGUAAUAAAAUGGCUGUUUAACCUUUCUUCUGCAUUUUAAGGAUCGGGCACCAUAGCACCAGUGAUGACAGCUCUGCUUAUCGCUCGGUAGAUGAGGUUAAUUAUUGGGACAAACAGGACCAUCCAAUCUCACGGCUCCGUCACUACAUGUUACACAAAGGCUGGUGGGACGAGGAGCAGGAGAAAAUAUGGAGGAAGAAGUCACGGAAGAUGGUAAGAUGGGAUGACAUGGCAUGGUGUAAUAAUGUGAGGGGAGGCUGGCAUUGUCUGUGCUGGGUAUACAUGGCAUGGUGUAAUAGUGUGAGGGGAGGCUGGCACUGUCUGUGCUGUGUAUACAUGGCAUGGUGUAAUAGUGUGAGGGGAGGCUGGCACUGUCUGCGCUGUGUAUACAUGGCAUGGAGUAAUAGCAUGAGAGGAAAGCUGGCAUUGUCUGUGCUGUGUAUACAUGGCAUGGUGUAAUAGUGUGAGGGGAGGCUGACACUGUCUGCUGUGUAUACAUGGCAUGGUGUAAUAGCAUGAGAGGGAGGCUGGCACUGUCUGUGCUGUGUAUACAUGGCAUGGUGUAACAGCAUGAGAGGAAAGCUGGCAUUGUCUGUGCUGUGUAUACAUGGCAUGUUGUAAUAGUGUGAGGGGAGGCUGGCACUGUCUGUGCUGUGUAUACAUGGCAUGGUGUAAUAGUGUGAGGGGAGGCUGGCACUGUCUGCUGUGUAUACAUGGCAUGGUGUAAUAGCAUGAGAGGGAGGUUGGCACUGUCUGUGCUGUUUAUACAUGGCAUGGUGUAAUAGUGUGAGGGGAGGCUGGCACUGUCUGUGCUGUGUAUACAUGGCAUGGUGUAAUAGUGUGAGGGGAAGCUGGCACUGUCCGUGCUGUGUAUACAUGGCAUGGAGUAAUAGCAUGAGAGGGAAGCUGGUAUUGUCUGUGCUGUGUAUACAUGGCAUGGUGUAAUAGUGUGAGGGGAGGCUGGCACUGUCUGUGCUGUGUAUACAUGGCAUGGUGUAAUAGUGUGAGGGGAGGCUGGCACUGUCUGCUGUCUAUACACGGCCUGGAGUAAUAGCAUGAGAGGGAGGCUGGCAUUGUCUGUGCUGUGUAUACAUGGCAUGGUGCAGUAGUGUGAGAGGAGGCUAACACUGCCUGUGCUGUGUAUAUAUGGCAUAGUGUAAUAGUGUGAGGGGAGGCUAGCACUGUAGCGUGUACACAUGGCAUGGUGUAAUAGCGUGAGGGGGAGGCUGGCACUGUCGCUGUCUGUCCGUGGUCUAGCAGUGUCUGAGGGGUUCCGAUCUGUAUAAAAUGGGUAAUUUAGUUAAUCUGCAGAUAUUUUUUUUAGAGAUUCUCCUUCCAGUGUUUAAUACGUUUUUCAUUUUCCGUGCAGGUAAUGGAAGCAUUUGAAGAGGCAGAACGCGCAAAUAAACCGAAGCUAGAGCACAUGUUUACUGACGUGUAUUCAGAGAUGCCACCACAGCUGAAAAAACAGCAAGACUCUCUAAUGAAACAUCUGAAGGUUUAUGGGGAACAUUACCCCCUGGACAACUACGAAAAGUAAUCAUUUUAUUGUGAGAGCAGAGACAGCCCAACACUACAUAUACCUGGAUAAUCUGUUACAGUGUCUGACCGAGAUGCCUCCAUUUUCUUUUCAAAGGAAGAAUCAUUUUUGGAUUGUAAAUACGAGUUAGGGAGAUGUGCUUUCUGGUUUUAGAAAUAGCUUUACGCCAUGGUGACAAUUGACUGUGUGAUUUCAGAGGCAGAUUACAAAGAAAGGCAGAGCAGACUCGGUGACAUAGUUUAUUUGGGACAAAGAAAACGAUAUUAUGGAUUCCGAUCAAUGUAUCUUAGUAUGGUGGAGGAACAUUAAAGAGAUUUCACUGAAUUUUUGUUUUCUUUUUAAAUAAAGGACCCUUAAUUCUACUUUUUUAUUUCAUUCUUUAAAGUUUUAUUUCAGGAGCAAUACUUAACACACACACAGGACCUGGACUGUUCAAAAGAAUUGGCAGAAAACUUGCGAUGCGAAACAGCAUUGUCAGAAUUUCACAUUUGUAGUAAACAAGUCUGUAAAGAAAAUGAG